AUGUCCACUUCCAGCAUCCAGAUGUUGUACAAUGCGGAGGAAGAAAGCAGGCAGACCUUGGACACUGACUUGGGCCAGCUCAAAAGGACAGUGGCAGUGGCCAGUCUGAGCACUUUCUGCCUCGGGUACAAUACAGGCAUCGUGGCUGGUGCACAGGAGGCCAUUAUGGAGGAUUUGAAGUUGGAGAAUCUGGCUGUGGCAGAGCUGGUCAGUGCGGCGCUGUUGGGCGCGACUGUGGGUGCUUUGUGCGGACAGUUUGCCAACAGCUUGGGCCGACGACGUGCAUUGUUGACCACUGCGCUAUUGUUUCUGGCGGCACCACUCCUGUCAGCAACAGCUCCUAACUAUGGAUUGUUGCUGUUUGGCAGGACUUUGACCGGAAUACCCAUCGGAGUCUCGUCGGUGCUGACCAACUUGUACAUCACCGAGGUGAGUCCUGCAGUUUGUAGAGGUCGUUUGGGAGGAUGGGCGCCCUUUAUUGGCACAAGUGGCAUUUUGGUGUCUUACUUAGUGUCUGCAGUGUUGCAGACCUUCCCCAAUGCGGCUUGGAGAUUCCAAAUUGGCCUGGGAGCUGUUCCAGCACUUGCGCAACUCUUCCUCAGCGGGAACCUCCCGGAGACGCCGCGCUGGCUGCUCUCACAAUCCCGAAAGGGAGAGGCGAAAGAAAGUCUUCGUCAACUCUUUCGCAAGGUGCACAGCAGGUGCAUUGAGGAAGAGAUGUCCAGACUUGAGGGGGACCUCCGUGCCAUCUCGGACGUUCCAAACGUUCCAAUGUGGGGGCUCUUUGGUGGUCAGCACAGAGCAGCUACUUUUGUCGGUGUUGGCAUCAACGUGUUGCAGCAGGUGUCAGGCAUCAACGUCUUCAUCUAUUUUGCCGAACAGAUCUUGGAUGACGCCGGUCUUGGCCACUAUGCCAUGCUUUCUGCAGCCAUUGUAAGUGGCAUCCAACUGGCGGCCACUGCUGCUUUGAUCAGAUACAUUGACAAACUGGGCCGACGGCCCUUGGCUGCCACUGGCAUCGUCGGCAUGCUCGUGGGCUUAAUGCUCAUUGUGGUGGGUUCCCUCCUGCGAGGGGCGGGUGCCUUGCUCAGUGUCACGGCUUGGUUUGCCUUGAGUAGCAUGUUGAUCUACCGCGCUGCAUUUUCCUUAUCUCUUGGGCCGUUGCCCUACGUCAUGACUUCGGAGUUCUUCGCGCAAGAAGCGCGAGCGGCAGGAGUUGGUUUCUGCUGGGCCAUGAAUUGGCUGUCGAACUUCGGGGUCUCUUUGUGCUUCAAAGUCUUGGUGAAGGCUCUUCCUGGCCCUUACGGACAGGCAAUCAUUUUUGGCAUGUACAUGUUCUUUUGCGUUGUUGCUUUGGUCUUUGUUCUUUUGCUUUUGCCCGAGACCAACGGGGUUUCCUUGGAGGCGCAUGCAGAGAGAGCUCGGCUUCGUGAGGUCUUGCUUUGCACGCGGCGUGAUGAGCCGACUCAGGCCUUCGCCGUGAAGGUUGUGGACAUGGAGAGUAGCCAAGCUAAAGCGAUGCAGGUUUACCAAGCCGCUCGAGAUGAGUUGGAGAUCAUGAAGGGCUUGAAUCAUCCCCACAUUGUGAAACUCAUCCAAGUCUUCCAGGACAAGAGAUUUCUAUAUGUGGUGAUGGAGCGCGUGAAGGGGGGGGAACUUUUUGAGGCCUUGAAGUCAGAGCUAGCCGUCAUCGUUGAACAGGACGUGGCUGGGGUCGGGCUUCAGUUGAUGAAGGCUUUGGAUUACAUCCACAGUUGCAACAUCGUGCAUAGAGACAUCAAGGCGCAAAACAUUCUCUUGAGUCAUCCUCCCAUCCUUCCAGGCCGUGCUCUACAGAAUGCCGAAAUCAAGCUCAUUGACUUCGGCUUGUCGGCCAAACUUCCACGGGAGUGUUGGCGGCAUCAAGACCGGGCUUUUGACACCAUUUGCGGAACUCCGGCCUGCUGUGCACCAGAGAUUUGGGCAACUCAGGAGAAGGCCAUGCCUCUCUGGCGAAAGCGCUGGGGAAUGAGGUAUGGAUGCAAAGUGGACAUCUAUGCCGCAGGAGUUGUGCUCUACAUGGCUUUGCUAGGCAAGUUGCCAUUCAAUGCUUCAGAUACCAGAAAGCUAGCGACCUUGGUGUGUAGCCCUCAUGAGUUCCCCAGUUACCAGUCCAAGGAUGGAGGCUUCCAGGUCUCUAAGAGCUGCAGGGAGUGCCUUUCCAUGAUGUUGGAGAAGGACCCCAACAAGCGCUGCUCAGCAUUGCAGGCCUCCCGCCAUCAGUGGCUUCAAGGCACUGCCCCGAAGAAGCGAUCGCUGCCGAAGCCCAUUCCACAGGAGGUUCGCAGCAGCGCUGCAGAGGAGGCACAGGCCGCUGCACAUGUGCAGACAUCACAGAAAAUUAGCACUGAGGUGGAAAACGAACGACUCCAAGCCCUUGUUCAGGCUCGGAACGACUGGGAGGAGGCACUGGAGGAUAGCGAGGAAUCAUCUGAAUCAGAGAGCUCAAGUUGCUGA
Durusdinium trenchii is the source of this 2496-nucleotide messenger RNA. The record is from the annotation of a GenBank genome assembly. Lineage: Eukaryota; Dinophyceae; Suessiales; Symbiodiniaceae.